Hipposideros armiger (great roundleaf bat) is the source of this 1340-nucleotide messenger RNA. It is a transcript of the gene TBX22, whose product is annotated as T-box transcription factor 22. The coding region runs from base 138 to 1340 and encodes 400 amino acids. Gene Ontology annotation, cellular component: chromatin; nucleus. NCBI's taxonomy places the organism in Eukaryota, Metazoa, Chordata, Mammalia, Chiroptera, Hipposideridae. The transcript is spliced from 6 exons. The record is from RefSeq and is a predicted model, not a curated record. Gene Ontology annotation, biological process: cell fate specification; positive regulation of DNA-templated transcription; regulation of transcription by RNA polymerase II. Gene Ontology annotation, molecular function: DNA-binding transcription factor activity, RNA polymerase II-specific; RNA polymerase II cis-regulatory region sequence-specific DNA binding.
AUGACAUUCCCUAAACCUGUUCUAGAAUGAGAAGGGUAUUGUGAAUAUCUUCAGUUCUCAUUUGUCCCCAUCCCUGCCCCACUCCAAAUGUCUCUAAAAGCGCUCAGGUUAGUCGCUAUUUUCUCUUCCACAGGCGGAUGUUCCCCUCUGUUCGGGUCAAGGUGAAAGGGCUGGACCCGGGGAAGCAGUACUAUGUAGCCAUCGAUGUGGUGCCGGUGGAUUCCAAACGCUAUAGGUAUGUGUACCACAGCUCUCAGUGGAUGGUAGCUGGGAAUACAGACCACUCAUGCAUCACUCCCAGGUUCUAUGUUCACCCUGACUCGCCCUGCUCUGGAGAGACCUGGAUGAGGCAGAUCAUCAGCUUUGAUCGCGUGAAACUCACCAACAAUGAAAUGGAUGACAAAGGCCAUAUCAUUCUGCAGUCCAUGCAUAAGUACAAGCCCCGUGUGCACGUGAUGGAGCAAGACAGCAGGGUUGACCUGUCCUGGAUUCAGUCUCUGCCUGCUGAAGGGGUUAAAACGUUCUCCUUUAAAGAAACUGAGUUCACCACAGUAACAGCUUAUCAAAACCAGCAGAUUACCAAAUUGAAAAUAGACAGGAAUCCUUUUGCUAAAGGAUUUAGAGAUCCUGGGAGAAACAGGGGUGUAUUGGAAGGGCUUUUAGAGACCUACCCAUGGAGGCCUUCUCUCACGCUGGAUUUUAAAACUUUUGGUGCAGACACACAAAGUGGAAGCAGUGGCUCAUCUCCAGUGACCUCUAGUGGAGGGGCUCCCUCUCCUUUGAACUCCUUGCUUUCUCCACCUUGCUCCCCGCCUACAUUUCACUUACCUACAAGCUCACUUGGAAUGCCCUGUCCAGAAGUGUACCUGCACAAUAUCAACCUGCCCCUUUGCUACAAGAUUUGUCCAACUAAUUUUUGGCGACAGCAGCCUCUUGCCUUGCCUGCUCCUGAAAGGCUAUCAAACAGCAGCAGUUCUCAGUCAUUAAGCCCACUCAUGAUGGAAGUUCCCAUGUUAUCUUCCCUGGGAGUCACCAAUUCAAAAAAUGAUUCAUCUACAGACUUCAGUGGGCAGUGUCUACAAGCACCUAAUUCUUCCAGUCAAAUGAUGUAUGGAUUACAGGCACCUGGAAAUAUUUUAUCACCAAACCCCAUUGCCCAGGAAGCAAUUGGUUGCUCUUUCCAUCCUUCCUUUGGCUUUUAUAGGUACAGCUUCUCUUUGCCAUCUAGACUGGUAAAUGCUUCCAACCAUCUCAAAGUGAAUGACAACAGUCACGUCUCUUUUAGAGAAGGCAAAUGCAAUCAUGCUAACUGGUACCCAACAAUUAAUCAUUGUCUUUAA